AUGGCUGAAGUUCCUACCAUUGAGAUUCCGGAGACCCAGGUUGCUGAGGACUCUCAAGGAGACCAGGGACAAGAUGCCAACACGCAGAUGUACACUGACUCCAUGAUGAAUAACAAUGGCACUGAGCAGAAAGAUGACCAACACUGGCAGGAUGCCCAGAGUCAAGAGACUUUCAAUGGAAAUAUCCAGCCAGGACAAGGUGAAGUUUCUCAGGAGGAGCCUCAAGAAGGGCCUACUCAAGUAGUGCCAACUGAGGAUCAGGAUCCAGAAGUUUCACAGCUUGUGCGCCAAGGAGCUUUCUUGGAGGAGGAGGACAAUGUCAUGAUCACUUGCAAAAAGUGCGGUUGCAACUGCGAUCCCUCCGAGUGCAUCAUCAGAAAUCCAUCCGAGAGCUGGUGUAAACAAUGCAAUAGCUUGUACACCAUGCUUCAGCGCCACAUGGCGUGGCCGCCCAAGGAGUUCCAAGCUCUGUCGGGAGAACAACAAAUGAAUUUCUUUCUCAAAUGUGCUCAAGAGAAAGCUGCUUCUGGCAAAAGCCAGUUCUCCUACUCUCGAGUCCGUGAGAACCUUACCAAGGUCUUGGUUGACGAAGAGGUUAGGGCCACGAAACUGGAGGUCGGCGGCACCUACUGGCCGAAGUCAGUCUACGAAGCCAAGGGAUAUGAGCUGGAUAGCGACUUUGAAUCCCGAGUUCCCCGGCAGUGGAGCUACUCGCUCAAUUGUUGGACCUAUCUUCUGUGUGAAACAACCAUUCAUGAAACGCAUCUGAAGCAAACGGUAGAACGUUCAGUGCUGCAGGCUGAGCAGGCCGUGAAAAAGAGGCGCCGCCCAGAAGCCUUGGCACCUGCAGAGGCCGAAGCUUUGGAACAGAAGUCGACGGUGUCGGAUGCCACCAUGGUCUUGGAUUUGCUCAGUGAGAGUGGCUCUGAAGAUGGAGCAGGUGGCAAGAACUCCAAGGACAAUGUCUCAAAGCGCCGCAAAGGUGCCGACGCCAAGGAGGAUGCGACCAAGGGAUUGACUGGGAAGAAGCUGGAGCAAGCCUUGAAGAAAGAAGCUGCUAAGGCAGCCAGGGAUGAGGCAGCCGCCACAAGGAAAGCAGAGGCUGAGCGCAAGAAGGUGGCGAAGCAAACUACAAAGAAGACUUUGCAGCUUUCCACGAGGUUCUGCCAGCCUUUGACCAACGCGUUCACGACAGCCUAUGAUGUGUUCAAUAAGGCUCGAUGA
Cladocopium goreaui is the source of this 1224-nucleotide messenger RNA. NCBI's taxonomy places the organism in Eukaryota, Dinophyceae, Suessiales, Symbiodiniaceae. The record is from the annotation of a GenBank genome assembly.